AAUAAAAGCUUGAAAAACAAGCUCUUGUCAGGAAACAAACUGUGUGGCAUUCAUGCAGAAGAGUCCAAAAAAAUCCAAGCCCAGCUAAAGGAGCUUCGUUAUGGGAAGAAGGAUUUAUUAUUUAAGGCCCAGCAACUUACUGAUCUGGAACAAAAAUUAGCUGUAGCCAAAAAUGAACUGGAGAAAGCAGCUCUUGACAGGGAGUCACAGAUGAAAGCAAUGAAAGAGACCGUACAACUCUGCCUCUCCUCUGUUUUCCGUGAUCAGCCACCCCCUUUGAGUCUAAUGACGACAAAUCCAACUCAGAUGCUACUUCCACCCAGGACGAUCACCGCUAAGGUUCCAGACACAAGGGCAAAAAGCAAGUCUCAACAAAGUGCUCCUGAAAACAGUGAGAACUCUCAAGUUGAGUCAACAAAGGAAGAAAAUCCGGGUACCAGUGGGUGUGAUUCUCCAGAUGAAGGCAGAACCUGUUCAAUGACACGCAAAGAGGGUCCCCCAAGUAAUGCCAGUGCACAACCAGAGCCUGUCCUACAGAAAUUACAGAUGUCUCCUUGUUCUGAAUGUGAGACAAAAAAAGCCCCAGAGAAACAGUUGGCCAGCUUUGAAGGGACAGCAGCUAGAGAAGAAAAAAUUCUGUAACUACCAAGAAACUGUUGAAAUCAUCCAUUUGCUAUUGUCUUCAUACUCUUUUUAGACCACAGGCUUGAUGGAAAUACUAAGUUUCUAAAGCAUGCAACUUUUUUCACUUUUUAUGUACCUUUAUAAAAUAGUCUAUAAAUUUUCCAAAAGAUUCCGGGCCAAUUAUGACCUUUAAGCAAUAACCUAAUUGAAAUGGAUAUCUUCAGUCAUACAUAUUUCAUUAUCAGCAGUAAACUUGCCCAGUAAAAAAAUUCAUCUGUUUUUGAA
Messenger RNA from Tupaia belangeri chinensis (Chinese tree shrew), 909 nucleotides. RefSeq names its product leucine zipper protein 2 (gene LUZP2). The record is from RefSeq and is a predicted model, not a curated record. Lineage: Eukaryota; Metazoa; Chordata; Mammalia; Scandentia; Tupaiidae.